Molecule: messenger RNA, 1919 nt
Organism: Ctenopharyngodon idella (grass carp)
Lineage: Eukaryota; Metazoa; Chordata; Actinopteri; Cypriniformes; Xenocyprididae
Product: GTPase IMAP family member 8-like
Exons: 3
Coding region: 172-1077 (301 amino acids)
Molecular function (GO): GTP binding
Source: RefSeq, a predicted model, not a curated record
UCAAGUGAAAGUAAAUUUAAACUCUACUGCUGCUGUUCUCUCCAUUUUUCUUUUGACCAAAUCCUUGUUUCAUGCUUCCUUUAAAGAAUGUCAUUUAUUAACGUUUUCUACUGUAUUUGUUUUCUAAGCAGCAUUCUUCUUGAGAUCUGUCUGUAGUCACAUUCACUGAAGAUGGCGGAGGGACCUUCCGCACCUGCAGAGAUGUUAGCAAUCAGCUCCAAUCCAGAUGAUCCAGUGAUCCGGAUUCUUCUGAUGGGCAGAAACGCUUCUGGGAAAAGCUCAUCUGGAAACACUAUACUUGGAGAAAAAAAGUUCAAAGCCCAAAAACGUAAGAAGAAAAAUGAUGCUGAAGUUUGUGAGGAAGUAACUCAGAUCGGAGAGAAACAGGUUCAUGUGAUUGACUGUCCAAAUCUACUGGAUCCAGAUCUGCCUGAAGAGAAGCUGGAGGCGAUGAAAGAGCAGCUGGUCUCUGGAUGUUCAGCAGGUCUCAGUUCAGUUCUGCUCACCGUUCCUCUAGAGGAACCUGUGGGAAAUGAGGAAGAGAUCCUGGAUUUCAUUAAGUGUUUAUUAGGUCCUGAAGUUCAGCAGUACAUCAUGAUUCUGUUCACACAUGGAGAUGAGCUGGAGGCUCUGAAUGAGACCAUUGAUGAACAUCUACAAAACAAAGAUCAUGGGGAUUUACAGAGACUGGUGACUGAAUGUGGAGGAAAGUUUCACUGUUUCAAUAACAAGAGAAAAUCAGAUGGUCAGAUACAAGGACUACUGCAGAAGAUUGAAGGAAUGAUGAUGGAGAACGGUGGGAAAUUUGUCAUGGAACAAAUGAAGAGGAAUGGCAGCAAAGACCGUCCUCGUGUCAAUUUUUCAGGAGAUUUUCCAGCAGAUGAGACUGAUGUGAUUCCUGGGAAGAAAGACCAGAUCAGGCUGGUUCUGCUGGGAAAAACUGGAUCUGGGAAAAGUUCCACUGGAAAGACCAUCAUCGGCAGAAUCCUGUUCACAUUACUGAAACAGUGUCAUUCAGAAACUAAACAGAUCUCAGUGAUCGACACACCAGCACUCGCUUGCAUCAGCUGUGCGUGAGUUAAAACCAAAGCUAGUUGUGAUGUAAAAAGUUUCAACCUGCACACUACUCAAUAUUUGACCACUGCAACAUUAAACUUAAGCCCAAAGUAUACUUCGUUUUUUUAGCGUACGCACACAGUCGAACACACAGCCUUGCAAAGCAUACUUCACGUGACUCGUACGCACACACAGGCGUUCAACGCAUGCGCAGUUUUGAGCAAUUUCUCUCCACAAGUUACAAUCCAUGUAAAUAUAUUUGUAUUCUUUCAUACUAAAAUUGUACAAAUGAGGGUACUUUCUAACCUCUUCACACAAUCUCUCAUCUAUGUAGGCCUCCGUUGUCGCUGUAGUUUGCAUGGGUUCCGGUCUAUUCUGUUUAUGCCGUUUUUCUUUGAUUAUCUUGUGAAUCGACGCCCCCAGGGCACGGCUGCCACUUUGUGGAUAAACUAAUUACUGCAAUAAAAAAAAUUAAAGAAAUGUAAAUGCACAUGUGCAACCUACAAAAAUCCGGCGGUGCACAUACAGUACGCUCAUACUUUUCCUGAGGACGAAAUUUGUGUCACGCUCACACGAGGGUCAGCAUACAGUGCGCGUGACGCGAAUUUCGUGACUAAAAAGUGAAGUAUACUUUGAAUUGAAAGUCUACAUAAAAGCUAAACAUUUAUGGAAACCUCCAAUCAGGAAUAAAAUAGCAGAUUGAUUGAAUCACAUCAGUAAGCUCAGUAUUGUGGCCUUCCAUUACACCGCUGGUGUCGGUGGCAGUAAGCAAGUACGCGUGCAAAUGAUGUUCAUGCACGCAGAUGUUAAAAUGCAAACUGUGUCUCUUUAUUUUGUUCGUCAAUAAACACUGCUUCCAAUCA